Oryctolagus cuniculus (rabbit) is the source of this 3497-nucleotide messenger RNA. RefSeq names its product dopa decarboxylase (gene DDC). NCBI's taxonomy places the organism in Eukaryota, Metazoa, Chordata, Mammalia, Lagomorpha, Leporidae. The record is from RefSeq and is a predicted model, not a curated record. Gene Ontology annotation, molecular function: pyridoxal phosphate binding; aromatic-L-amino-acid decarboxylase activity. Gene Ontology annotation, biological process: amino acid metabolic process; carboxylic acid metabolic process; catecholamine metabolic process. Gene Ontology annotation, cellular component: cytoplasm.
UGGCCAGAGUGCUGUGGUCCCCUGUUUGCGAAUUGAUGGUUAACUGGCUUGCCGGGUUGGGUAGUUUCUGCCAAACCUGACCUCUCCUGUGGGAGGUCCGCUCCGUGGGGUCCAUGCACCUGCUCGCACACACAGCCACCCCAGAACUCGUGUGGGGUGAGGGGCUGCAGCCAGCACGGCUCCUCCUCGCCUACCCCGGCACCACCGCCACAGUGCCCUGGACGCAGGCUCGGCAGGCGUGGACUCUUUGUCUCUGCAUUCAGGACUGCUCCAGCUCUCAGCCCUGGCUCGUCUGGGAGGAGGGGGGCAUCUCCCCCUCACUGUGAAGCCGUCACAGUGGCGACUGCAGGGUGGGAGGGUCUCUCUGCUUCCCCACCUCCACAGACCCACCCCUCCUCGUUCCUGUCUCCUGGCCCCAUGUGUACCCCGACAUGAUCCCCUGGGCUCAGCAGGGGCUGCUUUGCACAGGGGAAGGGGUCCACUCCACUGGAGCGCUGGGCAUUCACCCAGCCCCAGGCCUGGCUAGUCCCUGACCAAGGCCCGCUCUUCCUGUGUGCCACGGGUGAGGCAAGGUGCCUCUGCUCCCCAAGUAGGAGAGGUUUCAGCUCAGGGGAUGCAUGGUUGCCGGUCCUGAAUGUUGCUGUCGCUUCCCACAGAGCUGCAGCUGCCCGGCCAGGUCCUGCCUCGCCCUGUGGUCAGGGCUGAUCUAGAAGUUGGCGGGGGCAGGGUGAGCCAGCCUCUGGCUGUCUUGCCCUCAGUGCCCAUGGCCUAAUCUCCUUGCCGCCUGUGGCCCGAGCAGAGCUGCAGAGGAGCUGGCUGUGCACCGGCUGGGGCCAGGGCUCCCCACAGAUCCUGCCCACCGGCUGAUUCCCUGCCACCACGGAGGUCUCUGCUUCUGUCCCAGCUCUGGGGGAGCCAUCUCACUUAGCUGCCCCCUUGAAGACAUUAGGGAACCCCAGCUCUGCACUGCACCGCAGGCCCUGGACAUGAAGGGGGUGUGUGUGUAUGUGUGCAUGUGUGCACUGUGUGCGGGCAUGUGUGCCGUUCUGCAGACAAGUGUGUGUGAGCACGUGUAUGCACAUGUGUGUGCGUGUGUGUGGUGCACAUGUGUGCACAGCUGUGCAUGCUUGUGUGCAUGCGUGUGCACAGGGUCAGGAGCACAGGAACUGUGCACUGCUCCCCAUCUGAGUGGGCCCUGCUCACCACCUUUUCUGCCCCGUGCAGCUGGGGGAUGGGCAGUGGGCACUCCCUGCUGUUGCUGCUCCCUGGGGAGGGGGACAUGCAGAGCAGGAGGCAGGUCAGAUGUGGGAGGCUCAUGGAACCAGCACGUCAGGCCCCCGGGAAUCCCCUUGCAGAAGGAGCAGGCCCUGCACAGGGGCCCCUCACUGUCUUCCUGGGACGGAGGCUGGGGUCUCGCACCCUGACCAGGACACAGGUCCCAUUUUCCCCGGGGCUUUUCCCCGCCCCUGCAGGCCCCUCUGCUGGCCCCAUCCUGCCAGGGCGGCUCGCACGCCCUGCAGGGCGAGCAGGGGAUGCUCUGGGUAAAUAAUGCAGAGCCGGCUGCGCUGAUUGGCCUCGAGGAGGCGGACACUUUGUCUACAUAAAUGGCAAUCGCAUCCUCCGUGCCAUUUAACUGUCGCGGCGCAGCAGAGGACAGAGAGCAAGCACCUCCGGCUGCCUAGCUGAGUCACCAUGGACACAAGCGAGUUCCGGAGGAGAGGGAAGGAGAUGGUGGAUUACGUGGCUGACUACCUGGAAGGCAUCGAGGGCCGCCAGGUCUACCCCGACGUGGAGCCCGGCUACCUGCGGCCCCUGGUGCCCGCCUGCGCCCCCGAGGAGCCGGACACGUUUGAGGACAUCAUCAGUGACGUCGAGAAGAUCAUCAUGCCAGGGGUGACGCACUGGCUCAGCCCCUUCUUCUUCGCCUACUUCCCCACGGCCAACUCCUACCCGGCCAUGCUGGCCGACAUGCUGUGCGGGGCCAUCAGCUGCAUCGGCUUCUCUUGGGCUGCGAGCCCGGCUUGCACAGAGCUCGAGACAGUGAUGAUGGACUGGCUGGGGAAGAUGCUGGAGCUGCCGGAGGCGUUCUUGGCCGGGGGAGCUGGAGAAGGGGGAGGAGUGAUCCAGGGAAGUGCCAGUGAAGCCACCUUGGUGGCCCUGCUGGCUGCUCGCACCAAGGUGAUCCGGCGGCUGCAGGCGGCCUCCCCCGAGCUGACGCCAGCCUCCAUCAUGGACAAGCUGGUGGCCUAUUCCUCUGAUCAGGCACACUCCUCCGUGGAAAGAGCCGGUCUGAUCGGCGCAGUGAGGUUAAGGGCAAUCCCUUCGGACGGCAACUUCGCCAUGCGGGCGUCUGCCCUGCGGGAGGCCCUGGACAGAGACAAGGCUGCGGGUCUGAUUCCCUUCUUCGUGGUUGCUACGCUGGGGACCACCUCCUGCUGCUCCUUCGACAACCUCCUCGAAGUGGGUCCUAUCUGCGCCCAGGAGGACCUGUGGCUGCACAUCGAUGCCGCCUACGCCGGCAGCGCCUUCAUCUGCCCUGAGUUCCGGCACCUUCUGAACGGAGUGGAGUUUGCAGAUUCGUUUAACUUUAAUCCCCACAAGUGGCUGCUGGUGAACUUCGACUGCUCCGCCAUGUGGGUGAAAAAGAGGACAGACUUAACAGGCGCCUUUAAGUUGGAUCCGGUUUACCUGAAGCACAGCCACCAGGACUCAGGGCUCAUCACCGACUACAGGCACUGGCAGAUUCCGCUGGGCCGCAGGUUCCGCUCCCUGAAGAUGUGGUUUGUGUUCCGGCUCUACGGUGUCAGGGGGCUGCAGGCCUACAUCCGCAAGCAUGUCCAGCUGGCCCACGAGUUUGAGUCCUUGGUGCUCCAGGAUCCCCGCUUUGAAAUCUGCAUGAAAGUCACGCUGGGACUCGUCUGUUUUCGGCUAAAGGGCUCCAACCAGGUGAACGAAGCGCUCCUCCAAAGGAUAAACGACGCCAAGAAGAUCCACCUGGUGCCCUGCCACCUCCGAGACAAGUUCGUGCUGCGUCUCGCCAUCUGCUCGCGCACCACGGAGUCUGCGCAUGUGCGGCUGGCCUGGGCGCACAUCCGGGAACUGGCGGGCGCCGUGCUGGAAGCCGAGCGCGCUGCCGAGACCAAAAGUUGAAGUGUGUCUGAAAACCAGAAUGAGAAGAAAAAAAUAAACGUAAUCCCGACUGCAUGAACCAGAUCCCGUGUGGGUCACCUCCUUCCCCAGCUACCCAGAGCUUCGUGAUGUCUGCUCUCUGUCCCAUCCAUGAGGAGAUAUCAUUUGCUGUGUGAAGUUGAUCCUGGUGGCUACAGCUUCUAUUCACUAUUUGUGAUUUUGAUGUCCUUGAAGCCAUUGGUUGUGGCAAGAAAAGCUAUUUCCCAGGACAGUGUGCUCACGUGACCCGAGUUUGGGCCUGUGAUCUCUAGAUUGCCUGCAGUCCUGUGCCUAAAUGCUUAAUAAACAGCUACAGUGCAAUGACUGGA